GUUGCUCUUGCCUCGUCGUUUAUUGGAUUCAUUCAACUACCUCUGUUUCCUCUUCGUUGUUGGUCCAGCAGGCUCAGCUCUCUCUCUCUCUCUCAUAUGAUAAUGCUUGCAGCUCAGCUAUGUCUACGUACAGUUUCGGGUUUCAGAGCCUUCUCGGAUCAAGCGUAUUUGACCCCUUGCGUGAAGGACUCGUUCACAGCUUCUUCUUCAUCAUUUCGGUUGUCCUUUCGAUUCGGGUGGAAGGCGACGCCGUUUCGAGGAGGCCCUAGGUUGGUCCUCAUCUCCUGCAAGUCCUCUUAUCCUGGAAGCUUCUUCGGUGCCCGAUCUGGUAAUGGCGAUGAUUACGAAUAUCUAGAAGCCUCCAUCCUCCUUCCAGAAAGCAUUUCACACUAUCGCAUGCAGAAGCAUGGAUUGGGGGAGCAGUUUAAACGGCCGCCUUAUCGUAAAUUGUCUUUUUCUAUUGUCCAAGCAAAGGAACCGAGAGUCAGUGCAAUAGAAGAAGAUUUUCUUCGACGAUUUCAGAGUCCCACAAUCUUUCUUAAAAUUUCUUGUGAUGGAGAUUUUUUGCUUCCAAUUAGUGUAGGGGAAUUUGCUAUUCAAAAACUUAUAGAUAAUUUAGAGGAGAAUGCUAAUGGGGAGUGUCCAGAUCAAUUCGAGCUUGUGCAUGACGUAUCAGAAAGACUUGGAUGUGAUGUGAAAGAGGUGAGAAUCACUGAGCGAGUGGUAAAUACUUACUUUGCAAGGAUAUAUUUUGGCAAGUCGGAGGGAAAUGAAAUUCUAAGCGUUGAUGCACGACCUUCAGAUGCCAUGAUUGUGGCAAACCGAUGCAAGGCACCAAUAUAUGUAAGUAAACAGAUUGUGUUCACUGAUGCUAUAAGACUCGUCCAUGGGGUUAGCAGAGUGCGUGAUAGAAAGCCUACUUAUGAUGUAUCUCUUGACAGUGCCAUUGAUGGUCCUGAUUCGGUAGCUGAAGAACUCAGUCUUCUUAUGAAUAUGAAUUUAGCUGCCAAAGAGGAAAGAUACAAGGAUGCAGAUGGGUUUAUUGACAAUAUCCGUGGUACUUUAAAUCUCUGGUGCUCCCAUUCUUGUUACAAUCUCCUUGAGGCCAUUUGUUUCUCCUCCCCUUUCCAUGUUGAGGGACAAACUAAUGAAGCUUCGCUACAAUACAUGAAUAAUAACCAAGUUUAAGACUUGUUUGCCUAGAGAAGAAGAUCAUCCACAGUGUUUGCAUUCUGGCUGCCUUUUCAGUCUGUCUGUUCAUCUCAUCUUUUUGGCAGAUGAAUAUUUGUCAGAGAACAGAUAUCGCCAUAUGGGCGCCCUUUGGCAUAGCUUUCCAUUGGGCAUAUCCGAGUUAGAGGAACAACAUGAGGAAUCUGUGCUUGAAGGAAUUGGAAUUUGUGGUAUGUACAUGUUUUUUUUUUUUUUUCACUCAAUCUUAAAUUAGAUUUACAUCAUAUAGACCAGCUCUCUGCCUCGCUCUAUCUGGCAUACAUCAUAUGUAAAGAAGGUAUGAAUGUUAAGAACGAAUGAAUUAUGUUCCUGUUCAUUCUGAUGUAAAGCACUUUGUUCUUUGUAAGAAUUUGGUUGAAGUAAGAAAACUUGUGUAUGUAACGGUCAAAUUUGUGAAAAGAAAGUUGCCCCCUUGCUGCUUUUUCCUGA
Molecule: messenger RNA, 1659 nt
Organism: Tripterygium wilfordii
Lineage: Eukaryota; Viridiplantae; Streptophyta; Magnoliopsida; Celastrales; Celastraceae
Product: bifunctional nuclease-like
Exons: 11
Coding region: 97-1188 (363 amino acids)
Biological process (GO): protein ubiquitination
Cellular component (GO): VCB complex; nucleus
Molecular function (GO): nuclease activity
Source: RefSeq, a predicted model, not a curated record